AUGGUGGUUUGGAUGAGGCAUGGAUUUUUCGGGAACAUCACGAAGAAUUAUGGACAUAACAACACAAUUUUACUGAAGUCAUGGAUCAACACAAGAAACAGGAUCUGCAGAGUGAGCCAACAGCAACAGGUCGAUCGCUGCAUAUUAAAUAGAUACGCGGAAUGCAAAAAAUUUUUACGAGAAAACCACGAUGUCUUCGUCACGAAGGCUGACAAGGGUCAGGUCACUGUUAUUAUGGACAGGGAUGAAUACUUGACAAAAAUGACUAAUUUACUUAAAGACGAGUUAACGUACAAAAAAUUAAAGAAAGAUCCUAUUAGACAAAUCUCCUUGAAAUUAAAUGAACUUGUCAGAUCGUGGCGAGACAGUGGUAUUAUCGAGGACACGGACUACAAGUGUUUAAAUUGCACCAACGGUAAUCUCCCACGUUGUUACGGGCUGCCAAAGAUCCAUAAAAAUGGUUUUCCCCUACGGAUUAUUGUUUCGGCUUUGGGAAGUCCCUUAUAUAACGUAGCGUCCUUUCUCCACAGUAUCUUGCAUCACUCUAUUCGCCCACCUAAGUCUCACAUCAAGGACAGUUGGUCCUUUGUAAGAGAAAUCAAUGACAUUGAGAUUAAUACUGAUGAGGUACUCGUUUCCCUCGAUGUAACGGCUUUUUUCACCAACAUCCCGAAGGAGUUAGUUCUCAGAGGAAUAGAAAAACGUUGGCAGGAUAUCUCUGGUAACACGAAGCUUAAUUUGCCGCAAUUUUUGCAUGCUAUUGAGCUGGUACUGGGAUCUACGAGUUUCAGUUUUAAUGGUGACACAUAUGAACAGAUCUUUGGCAGUCCGAUGGGAUCUCCGCUUUCACCAAUAUUAGCGGAUAUUGUGAUGGAGGAUUUAGAGACUCACUGUCUUGCUAUGCUUAAUUUUUCUCUGUCGUUUUUCCGCCGUUAUGUCGAUGAUGUUAUUGCCGUAAUUCCUAAGGAUAAAAUUGGGGAUGUCCUUGACGCGUUUAAUAACUAUCACCCCCGUUUAAAAUUUACUCACGAAUUGGAG
Molecule: messenger RNA, 1038 nt
Organism: Temnothorax curvispinosus
Lineage: Eukaryota; Metazoa; Arthropoda; Insecta; Hymenoptera; Formicidae
Exons: 1
Source: RefSeq, a predicted model, not a curated record